Molecule: messenger RNA, 936 nt
Organism: Glycine soja
Lineage: Eukaryota; Viridiplantae; Streptophyta; Magnoliopsida; Fabales; Fabaceae
Exons: 4
Coding region: 1-936 (311 amino acids)
Molecular function (GO): nucleic acid binding; zinc ion binding
Source: RefSeq, a predicted model, not a curated record
AUGACUGUGGUUGAAUAUGCAGCCAAGUUUGAGGAGUUGGGUGUUCGUCAGUUUCCACUCUUGGUUAACAUGUGCCAGAUUUGGGAUGAAGACUCUCAAGAUAGGGCGAGCUAUUACAGGAGUACGGGCCCAACGAAGAACAAAAAGAAUGGACCUCAACAUCGAGAAAAACCGUACUCGAUGCCUCCUAAGCAAUAUGGUAACCACCCCAACAAUCAAAGGACUGUUGCUAUGGGGUUUGUGGGUGGUACUGGUAGCAAACCCAAUACUUUCCCCACUCAGAUAACUUGUUACAAAUGUGGUAAGCCAGGGCACAUCUCCUCAAAUUGUGCUAAUAAAGGCAUGACCUAUUUUAAUUGUAGACAAAAGGGGCAUAUUCAGAGAGAUUGUCCAUAUCCCAAGAAGGAGCAGAAGGAUGGGGGCCUGAAUGAUCAAACUGGACAUUCGAAGGCCACAGGAAGAGUCUUUACCCUUAACGGUGCCAAAGCUUUGAAAUCCAAAGAUCUAAUCCAAGGGAAACUUAAGCUUUCUGUGUCUUCUUUAAAUAAAGAUCUUAUGGUAGAGACCCCAACUAGUGGUUAUGUGUUAACUUCUAAUGUGUGUUUGAAUUGUCCUUCGGAAAUUUCUGGUAGAACAUUUUUGAUUGAUCUAAUUUGUGUGCCUUUGAGCAAAAUUGAUGUUAUUCUGGUUGUGACAUCUUUAAAAGAAGAUGCUCAAGUGUACAUGAUCUUGUCUAACCUAGAAAUAGAGACAAAGGUUUCCAUGUGUGACCUCCCUAUUGUUAGAGAGUUUCCUGAAGUGUUCCCUGAGGAUAUAUCCGGUCUACCACCUGAGAGAGAGAUAGAGUUUUCCAUAGACCUGGUACCUGGUGCUAGACCCAUAUCCAUAGCCCCUUAUAGGAUGUCUCCUAUAGAGUUAGCCGAGCUUAAGAAAUAG